ACGAGAAGCGACGGCGCAGCACGGUGCGGAGCAGCUCCGGCUCCCCUUUCCCCCUUGCCGGGCGAGCGGUGUCUAUGGGGCAUCCGCUGCCGCCGCCGCCGCCGCCGCUACCGCCACCGCCACCGCCGCUGGGUGCUGUCUCUAUGGCGAGGAGGAGGAGGAGGAGCGCGAGCUCAGUGACACAAGUACACAAAUAAAGGAUAAAGUAUUUUAUGAAACAAAUCUUCAAUCAAAUAUAAUAUUUUGAUGCUUGGCAGCUAGACUUCUUGUGCCCUCACUAUGCCAGCAGCAACUGUAGAUCAUAGCCAAAGAAUUUGUGAAGUUUGGGCUUGCAACCUGGAUGAAGAGAUGAAGAAAAUACGUCAAGUUAUCCGAAAAUACAAUUACGUUGCUAUGGACACCGAGUUUCCAGGUGUGGUUGCAAGACCUAUUGGAGAAUUCAGGAGCAAUGCUGACUAUCAGUACCAACUAUUGCGGUGUAAUGUGGACUUGUUAAAGAUAAUUCAGCUAGGACUGACAUUUAUGAAUGAGCAAGGAGAAUACCCUCCAGGAACUUCAACUUGGCAGUUUAAUUUUAAAUUUAAUUUGACUGGUUAUGACUUUGGCUACUUAAUCAAAAUCCUGACCAACUCUAACUUGCCUGAAGAAGAACUUGAUUUCUUUGAGAUCCUCCGAUUGUUUUUUCCUGUCAUUUAUGAUGUGAAGUACCUCAUGAAGAGCUGCAAAAAUCUCAAAGGUGGUUUACAGGAAGUUGCUGAACAGUUAGAGCUGGAACGGAUAGGACCACAACAUCAGGCAGGAUCUGAUUCAUUGCUUACAGGAAUGGCCUUUUUCAAAAUGAGAGAAAUGUUCUUUGAAGAUCAUAUUGAUGAUGCCAAAUAUUGUGGUCAUUUGUAUGGCCUUGGUUCUGGUUCAUCCUAUGUACAGAAUGGCACAGGGAAUGCAUAUGAAGAGGAAGCCAACAAGCAGUCAUGACAUGAAAUAGUCCUUUUAUUUUUAUUUUAUUUGAGCUACACACAUGCUUGUAUAUAGGUUUUAUCUCUGGUUGAAUUCCUUGAACAAUAGACAGUACUUUAUUUUUCUUUCAUAGCCCUUUUUGUUUUCUACCUUUCAGUACUAAGUAUAACCGUUCCUAUCUCAGAUUUUAAAUAGAAAAGCAUUCAGGUAAAAUUUGGCCUUAACUUACCAUACUUGUUGGCAGGCGUGUGUGACAGAGUGGGGAAGUUACAUCAUACAAACUCUACCUACUUGAGCUUGGUUUGUUUUCCCUUUCCUAAAUUAACUAGCACUGACUGUAAUUUAUUUCCGUUUCAUGUCUCCCUUCCAUUCUGCAGGACUUUUAGCUAUUUGAAAUUGUGGACCAUCAAUUUUGCACUUUACAGAGUGAUUCUGACUCAAAUCCUCUGUCUUACCAGAAAUUUUGGUUUUUCUUGCUCUUAGCUGGAAAAAUGACCAUCUGCCAACUUUAUACAGUAUUUACUUGUUAUUGACCCACGGAAUAUAACACAUGCAUUGUGCAAAUGGUUGAUUCAGCAAGACUACAAAAAAAAAAAAAAGACAACUACUGAGGAGCUUAGUAACUGCUGUUUCUGUACGUAGUGUUUAAUCUCCUAAGCACAUCUAGUGUCUGUCAGUUUCUAAUUGGCAUGUGUAGGCUGCUCUGUGAUUGAAGAAUUUUUCAAACCAGCUUUACACCCUUCAGGAAUAAUCCUUUGUGAUUGGAUGUUAUGGUCUGCCAGGAAACUGGUAUCCAGGAUGUUGAAGCUUCAGUUGUUUUAUGAUAGCACACUUCCCUUAAUCUGCUUCUUUUUAUUCCAUCUCUGUUUACCCUUAUUUUUAAUUUUUAAAAAAUUUUAUAGCCAUACUUAUGAUGCUCUUGAUUUGUUGAUUCCACAAAUCAAUUUCAUUAAAGUCCAAAGAUAACAAGUCUAGGUAUAUUUGUACCAAAUUAAAUUAGAAGACAAAAAAUUGUGCUUUCAUAGUUGUUACAAAGAUAAAUAAUGGAGAGAUUUGGUGCAGAACAACAAAAUACAAAAAUAUGUAUAUGUAUAUUAGCUAUAUAUAUAUAUAUAUAUAUAUAGCUAAUAUAUAUAGCUCAUAAAAUUACCUGAGGAGUGUAAUGCUUGUUUAUUUUUUUGUGUAUAUCUUUGCAAUCUAUUUUAUAUAUAUAGACAAAAGAUACUGUGAAAUAUUUAGCCAUGCAGAAUAUGUGACAAAGACCAGAGCAUGUGUAGGACAUUUUGAUAAUGAAUAACUCUACCCUGAAGUGAUGGACUACAAUUUAUGAUGUGUGUUAUCUACACUUCAAUCAGUAAUAUUAGCAAAUCUCCAAAUAUUAGCCACAUUGGUUUGUUUUCCUUGUACAUUCUUUAUUCAUGAUAUUACAAUGCUGUAAAUGGGUGGUCCUUUUUAAACAAAACAUUAUUUGCAAAACAGAGGGUAUUAUUUGUUUUUAAAGCUUUUGUAAAUAAAGGCUUCAGAAAUGUUUUCUUAUAUAUGUUGAUGACUGGUAAUUUUGUUUUGGAAAUAUUUAUUUGGGGAAUAUUGUUUUUUUGGGAGCAGAUGAACAGAACUCAGUAACUUCAUUAACCAUGGCCAAUUAUUAGUCCCUUAAUUGAGAAAUCAAUUUGAGCCUUCUGCAUUUCAACAGAUUCAUUAUCAAUACCUCAGCUAGACAUUAAGAAUUAAUUUCUGUCUCCUUUCCAUGAAUGCAUUUGAUAGAACUUACUGUGGCUUCUUUUUAAAGCUGACACAAUAUAGCAGGUAUCUCAUUGGUUUCUUUUUAUUUUGAUCUUCACCUGGGGGUGGGGGGGAGGAAUUAUAUAAGGACUGCCUAUUAGAUUGCAUAGUUUGUAUCAAUUUUGGUUUCUGUCUCUAAAAAGUAAUACAGUAUUUUAUAACGUCUAUAAGAGGGACACUAUGACCUUUGUUAAGUCUAGCUUUUGGAUAAGAGAUAUUUGGCUGAUAAAUUUUUAGUGUUCCUGAGCCAUUAAAUCUGGCCUCGCCAUAUUCUGUUAAAUCUACUAGAGCAUGGGUCAGCACACUAUGGCCUGCAGGCCAAAACCAGCCUGCUGCCUAUUUUUGAAUGGCCAGUAAGAUGAGAAUGGUUUUUACAGUUUUAAAAUGGUUGGGGAAAAUAAUAUUUCCUGACAUGUGAUUAUAUGAAAUUCAGAUUUUAGUGUUCAUAAAUAAAGUUUUGCUGGAAUGCAGCCACA
This is a messenger RNA of Rhinolophus ferrumequinum (greater horseshoe bat), 3215 nucleotides long. RefSeq names its product CCR4-NOT transcription complex subunit 7 (gene CNOT7). Gene Ontology annotation, molecular function: poly(A)-specific ribonuclease activity; nucleic acid binding. Lineage: Eukaryota; Metazoa; Chordata; Mammalia; Chiroptera; Rhinolophidae. The coding region runs from base 280 to 975 and encodes 231 amino acids. The record is from RefSeq and is a predicted model, not a curated record. Gene Ontology annotation, cellular component: CCR4-NOT core complex; CCR4-NOT complex; P-body. The transcript has 6 exons.